Echinops telfairi (small Madagascar hedgehog) is the source of this 2231-nucleotide messenger RNA. It is a transcript of the gene TMEM170B, whose product is annotated as transmembrane protein 170B. The transcript is spliced from 3 exons. The record is from RefSeq and is a predicted model, not a curated record. Gene Ontology annotation, biological process: negative regulation of canonical Wnt signaling pathway. NCBI's taxonomy places the organism in Eukaryota, Metazoa, Chordata, Mammalia, Afrosoricida, Tenrecidae. Gene Ontology annotation, cellular component: plasma membrane. The annotation marks the transcript as partial.
GGGGGCGACCACUCCAUGAUCAACCUGUCGGUGCAGCAGGUCCUGAGCCUCUGGGCCCACGGGACGGUGCUGAGGAGCCUCACGGAGAUGUGGUACUGGAUCUUCCUUUGGGCCCUCUUCUCCUCGCUGUUUGUCCAUGGUGCUGCCGGCGUGUUGAUGUUUGUCAUGCUGCAGAGGCACAGGCAGGGACGCGUGAUCUCUGUUGUUGCCAUCAGCAUUGGAUUUCUGGCUUCUGUAACUGGAGCAAUGAUUACUAGUGCAGCAGUGGCAGGCAUUUACAGAGUAGCAGGGAAGAACAUGGCCCCGUUGGAAGCGUUGGUGUGGGGUGUUGGACAGACUGUACUGACUAUAAUAAUCUCCUUUUCGAGGAUCCUCGCCACACUUUGAGGCUUCUGUGGGAAUGUCUUCACACAAGGAAACCGAUGUACAGAUUUCCUGAAAAUGGCUUUGUUAGCAAGUGGAAAUGGAAUUGUGCAAGAACGUGGAAUGAGCAGGUUAAACUCUGGCCUGGAGCUGUGUGAGAAGAUCGCCCUCUGGUGUUCAAGUGAUUGCACUACUGCACUGCACCUCACGUGCCUCCGUCCCAGGCAAGGUGCAUUCCAUACACUCUGUGAAGCUAGCUAGCUACAAGAAAAAGCACCUUGUUUAGCUGCCAAUCAGGUUAACAUUGGUGUUGAAAUCAUUGUUCUUAACAGUAUUGUGUUAAAUUACAAGGACAUUUUGAGGAAUUGAUAUAUGUGCCAAACCUUUUCUUUUAACAUGGAUCAUGUGACAGUCUGCAAGUGUAGCUGUAGAUGAGUGCUGUGAACCCGUUUGACGUGAAUUCAGGUGAUGUAGUUAGUUUUGUUUUGUAUAGCGAAAACUCCGUAUGAGUGCUGAAUACCAAUCAUUUCAUAUGAGAUACUUUGUUUGGUUUUUAAUGUUGAGUGUUUCUGGGAUUUAGGGCCUUAAUAUGUUUAGGCAUUGUUAUUUAACUGAAGUGGGAAAAAAUAAUUAGUGGAAAACUAGCUAAAUCAUUUUAAGGACUUAAAAAAUAAAUCUAUAGGGUGUAUACUUUUCACCAACUUAAACAGCCUUAGGGUGGUUUCCCUCAUGCAUCAAUCUAUUUAUAUGAAUUCAGAACGUUAUGGGUCACACAUACUGAUUGUAGUUUGUGCGUCAUAAAAAUAUCAUUUGAAACAUUUUCGUACAAUUUUGUAAGAAAAGAAGUCUGAAACGCAGGUUUGCAUUCUUCCUCCCUUCUGAAGAAAGGGUUUGUCUUGUGUCUCACGGACAAAACAACUUUAUAAUAAGUAUCUCAGUGGGAUGGUAACUUCGCUGUAUUUAUCUUGAUUCUUGACAACAUGUAAAUAAUCUUUGACUAACUAUAUUUAAAGAAUGGCCUAAAUUAGGCUGUGGGAGGAAAGGUCUCAUUUGCAGAAAAAGUAACAAGCAACUUCUCUAUAGUAAGAGGAAUGAACUGUCUUAACUCUGGAUAUGCAGCAACUUACAGGUUUGCUAAAUAAGCCCUGGGAGAUAAAGUAAAUCGUUAUAAAAUAUGGAAAUCUCAGCAUAGCAAUACAGGAGUGAGUGCUCUUUGAUUGAGUCAUUUUAGUGGUUUAGUUCUUGGCUUUUUCUUCUUGGUUACCGAAGCUUAUUUGAAUCUAUAUGAUAUUUACUAGUAUUUGAAUGGUCGUUGGUGGAAAACAUUUUGAGAAAUUUUAGAAAUAUGUAAUCGAUUAUAAAAGUACAUACAAUUCGGAACAAAGAGCCUGCUUAAAAUUGUCUCCCAAUGAGAUUGUUUUGGUACCAGGCACAGUGACAAACUGAUAACUCACAGAAAGACUCAUUGUGGACUGCAGGAAGGUUAAGGGUCAUCUGGCAAAUCCCUCACUAGAGCCUCACAGAUGUGUCACCUGCUUUGGGGAAAAGUAGGUUUAUCUUGGGCCAAAUGUAAAGCGUGUUACCCAUGCCACCUUCCCUCCAUUUAAAAAGACAAUACCAACCGCUUCACAGUGAGGAGUAGCUGGGGAGACUUACAUCAGUAGAGAAGCUAUUUUCAGACGUUUGUUAAAACAUGGCUUGGAAAUCUGUUAAACACAAACAAAAGCAUCUAUGCAUUCUUGGAGAUCUUGCAAGGAAAUACCUAAGUUUUGAUUUUGUUAUCAUGCAUAUGCCUGGAAUUAUUUUCAUGUGUUCUUUUAUGUCCUUGAUGUUUCUCAAUUAAAUUUGGGCAUACGUUUUCCAAAUCA